AUGGGCGGACUGCUUCAUGCUUUCCAAUUCGCAGUAUGGGCUUUGGUAACUGUUUUCAAAUUGAUUAUUGCCAUUUUCAAUACUGAUGCAUAUCUAGAAUUCUAUGGACAAUCUCAUCACGACGAUUUCUUAACGAGGGCUGUUAUUAUUACAAUUAUAAAAGCCGUAGUGCUGUUGAUAGGAGCAGCAUUUUUCUGGAGACUUGCAGUUUUCCACACGACGAGAAGGUACUUCGAAGCGAAAGCUGAUGGAACCGUGCCGCCUGCUGAAGAAGCUACAGGAAUGGAGAAGUUGAUGAGACCAAUCUAG
This is a messenger RNA of Strongylus vulgaris, 309 nucleotides long. The record is from the annotation of a GenBank genome assembly. Lineage: Eukaryota; Metazoa; Nematoda; Chromadorea; Rhabditida; Strongylidae.